Messenger RNA from Macadamia integrifolia, 644 nucleotides. RefSeq lists its product as uncharacterized. Bases 51 to 488 code for a protein of 145 amino acids. Lineage: Eukaryota; Viridiplantae; Streptophyta; Magnoliopsida; Proteales; Proteaceae. The transcript has a single exon. The record is from RefSeq and is a predicted model, not a curated record.
CAUCUCUUCUUUGUUCCGAAAGGAAAAUAAAAACAGAUCAUAGGCAAGACAUGACAUCACAGAUGAUCGAAAAGCACAGAGAGAACGCGGUGAUCUACCAUGGCGAAGCCCUCUGCAAGGAAAAAUCGAUUGAGAUAUUAUCGGAGAUAGAGCUUCCCAAAGGUCUUCUCCCACUGAAAGACAUGGAAGAAGUGGGCUACAACAGAGAAUCUGGUUUCGUGUGGCUGAAGCAAAAGAAAGCUUUGGAACAUGUCUUCCGCAAAGUGGGUAAGAAGGUCUCUUACGCAACAGAGAUCACAGUUUUUGUUGAACCCAGGAGAUUAAAGAAGAUAAGUGGAGUGAAGACCAAGGAACUCUUUCUCUGGGUUUCUUUGUCUGAUAUCUAUAUCGAUGAUCCUUCUUCUGGGAAGAUCACUUUCAUGACUCCAGCUGGACUGUCAAAGUCGCUUCCGGUUUCUGCGUUUGAGCUUGAAGAAGAAGGAAAAUAAAAUUAGAAUCAAAGUUUCAAUCAAGUAAUCGAAAUACUCUUUCCUUUAUCUGGGAAAGCCAGGUGAAAUAAAAUUCUUGGGUUUGUCUUUUUUAAUGAGAAUUUGUGAUUCCAUACCUCUACAAAUCUGAAUUAUGAAUGGAUUUUCAGUUUUCUC